This is a messenger RNA of Podarcis raffonei (Aeolian wall lizard), 3234 nucleotides long. Its product is annotated as b(0,+)-type amino acid transporter 1-like. Bases 324 to 1793 code for a protein of 489 amino acids. Lineage: Eukaryota; Metazoa; Chordata; Lepidosauria; Squamata; Lacertidae. The transcript is spliced from 12 exons. Gene Ontology annotation, cellular component: membrane. Gene Ontology annotation, biological process: amino acid transmembrane transport. The record is from RefSeq and is a predicted model, not a curated record. Gene Ontology annotation, molecular function: L-amino acid transmembrane transporter activity.
UCACCCUCUUGGCAGGCAUUAAAAACAGGGUUCUUCUUGCUGGCUACGUGAUCUAAAUAGUCAGGGAUCAUAGGACCAGUGAGGUGAUAUCACAGUGUCCCACACUUAGAUUGGAUUAUGCUAUAACAUUACAAAGCCAACUCGGAGUGAGGUAGCACAUCCCACCAUUACUUUGAAUUAACUAUGUAAGAGCGCUAUGGGUCCCCUGUUGCUUUUUUGAAGUCAAAAGAUAAACAGACUUUUAAAUAAUAUGCUCAUAGUUAACUUUGUGCUGUUUGCAGGAUUCACUAAUAUAAUAGGCACAUCAGCAUCAAGUAAGCAAAAUGGAUGAAGAAGGCAUCAGAAAACGAAGUUCAAAUCAAGAACCUGAUGAAACGCCCAUCAAGAAAAGCAAAUCUAUGAAUCUACAGAAAGAGGUGGGCCUGCUUAGUGGAAUCGGUCUCAUUGUUGGAACAGUGAUUGGUUCGGGAAUCUUUGUUUCUCCAAAGGCCGUUCUGGCUAAUGUUGGAGCUGUUGGGCCCUGCUUAGUCAUCUGGGCAGCCUGUGGAGUGCUCGCUACGUUAGGGGCAUUUUGUUUUGCCGAACUUGGAACAAUGAUAAAAAAAUCAGGAGGAGACUAUUCUUACCUCAUGGAAGCCUUUGGCCCAAUCCCUGCAUAUUUGUUUUCCUGGGCAAGUCUCAUGGUCACCAUGCCCAGUUCCUUUGCCAUCAUUUGCCUCAGCUUUGCUGAGUACACAGCGGCUCCGUUUUAUCCGGGUUGUGACCCCCCCACGAUUGUCAUCAAGUGUCUGGCAGCAGCAGUCCUCUUUACAAUUACUCUGGUGAAUGCCCUGAGUGUGAAGUGGGCGAGCUACAUACAGAACUUUUUCGCUGUGGCUAAAAUGGUGAUUGUCAUAAUUAUCAUUGUAAGUGGGAUUGUUCUUCUAGCCCAAGGAAAUACAAAGAACUUCAACAAUUCGUUUGAUGGUCCCCCGCUUUCUGUGGGUACCAUUAGUCUUGCAUUUUAUAAUGGACUCUGGGCCUAUAGUGGAUGGAAUCAACUUAAUUAUAUCACAGAGGAACUUAAAAAUCCUAAUAGAAAUCUACCACUCUGUAUUGGUAUUGGAAUCCCUCUGGUCACAGUUUGUUAUGUUCUGAUCAAUAUAUCCUAUUUCACGGUUAUGACGACAACAGAACUUCUGCAGUCUCCAGCUGUUGCUGUGACAUAUGGAGAUAGGGUUCUUUAUCCUGCUUCCUGGAUAGUCCCUCUCUUUGUGGCUUUUUCUGCCAUCGGGUCAGCCAAUGGGACUUGCUUUACUGCUAGCAGGCUUCCUUACGUAGCUGGUCGUGAAGGACACGUGUUAAAGGUGCUCUCUUACAUCAACAUCAAGCGCUUAACUCCAGUGCCUGCUAUUAUCUUUUAUGGUGCAAUAGCUAUGCUUUACAUAAUUCCUGGAGACAUCAACACCCUCAUCAACUACUUUAGCUUUACGGUUUGGAUAUUCUAUGGUCUAACUGUGCUGGGACUCAUUGUCAUGCGCUUUACAAGAAAAGAUCUUGAAAGGCCUAUCCGUGUCCCUCUUAUCAUCCCCAUCCUUGUGCUGUUGGUUUCCAUUGUGCUGGUCCUGGCACCCAUCAUCACUGCACCUGAGCUGCCAUAUCUGUAUUGCGUUCUGUUUAUUAUCAGUGGACUUGUCUUUUAUGUACUUUUCAUCCACUUCAAAUUCAGCUGGGCUCAAAAAAUCUCAAAGCCCAUCACUAUGCACCUUCAGAUGCUUCUGGAAGUAGUUCCACCAGAAGAUGUUCCUGAAUAACAUUGAAUUUUUCCAUUAUUAAAAAGGCUAGAUCCUGGAAAUGGUUCAGCAGGUAUGAUACAUAAUGUCCACAACUAUAGGUCUCAAUGCUGAGGAUAGGAGACAUUUGUGAGACAAUAAGUGUCCUGAAAAAGACACUGUUCUGUUCUUUUCCCCUGUAAAAUGCAUUCAUUUUUGUAACACGUUGUAUUCAGGGAUUUUCAGCAUCUUAAGAAAAUAUCUGAAUGGGGGGAAAGACCUGAGGAUUUGUAGGCCAUGGACUUUAUUUCAGGUAUGGAAUUUCCACAUUAUUUUCUCAGCAAGCUGAAAGGACAGAACAUACAGUAUUACAGUGUCAUCUACCAGCAAACAAACAUGGAAGCGCAAAGAUGAAAUCUCAUAUAUUAAAUGUCUUACAGAUUUAUAAAGGGUAGAAACCCAAAUGAAAUGACAGGAGAAUAUAUGGGAGGGAGAAAGACAUGUGAUCCAAACUAUGGUUACCAGACGUCCCCGGCUCCACCAAUCUGUCCCCGGGCAGAAUCCGCCCCUGGAAUGUCCCCGGAUUUAAUGUAAUGUCCCCUGAUUAAUCAUAUGCCUGGGGACUUCCGGUGAUGGAACAUGGUGGGCGCAUGCAGGCUCAGCAGCAGCCUCAGCAAAACCCCGCUACACCCUGGCUUGCGAGGAGACCCUCCCCAGAGCCCGAAGCAGUCAUCUGGUACAACUCCCUCCUCGGGAGCCCGAAGUGCAGUGGGGCUUUGCUGCAACUCUCCCGCCUAACAGUUGACACAGGAAAAGAAUCCUCCCACUCCAUCAGCUCUGCAAACAGCCCUGCUCCUCCUGCUUGCUUGAGCUGGGUCUCUCCUGCAAGCUCAAGAGGAAGGUGCACUUUUUCAUGCCUUUAAAGCCCCCUUUGCUGCAUUCUGCCUGCUUGUGAGCUGAGCUACCAAGCCGGCAGAAAGCAGGAUGCUGCCUUGAGCCUUCCCUUCACUUGUCUUCCCAGACAGAGGUUGUUGCUUCAAAGUUAGGCUGGAUCCAAGAAGCUACAUCUUUGAUCUGGCUACCACCAUUCCUCUUACCAUUGGUUUGGGGUCAGGGUUCCACAAUAUGUUGGUUUGGGAUGUGCAAGCUAGGUUUUCCAUGCUGUGCUCAGCUGUUGUCUCAUUCCUGAGACAGCAGGCAAGUAAGUGGAAAUAAUCUCAAAGGGGUCAAAGUCAGGACUCAUUUACUGAGCAGGUGGUGAUCUUGGAACAGACAUGUUUGUUGCUUUUCAAAAUUACUUUUGUGAAAGAUUUGCAGGAAAACCAAAGAUGUAGCAUUUCAUACUGCUGCAAACAUGGGAUGAACUGCUGGUAAAUGGAACACUAGACAUUCUUUCCCUACCUUCCUCUGGCCUUCUCUAGAUUCCUUGUGCGCGCUGAAAAGCCAAAGUUCCAGCAUUACUAUUUUGUGACUUGUUGCAAAU